Mercurialis annua (annual mercury) is the source of this 1330-nucleotide messenger RNA. Its product is annotated as protein SRG1-like. Bases 190 to 1242 code for a protein of 350 amino acids. The record is from RefSeq and is a predicted model, not a curated record. NCBI's taxonomy places the organism in Eukaryota, Viridiplantae, Streptophyta, Magnoliopsida, Malpighiales, Euphorbiaceae. The transcript is spliced from 4 exons.
CAUAUUAAGAACUAGCACAUGAUUAAGUGCCACUUCCAUUUCACGUGGGAAUUCUACUAUUGCAGACAACACCCAAUUUUACAAACAUUAAAAAAUUGAAAGAGGCAGAUAAGAUCACAAGUUAUCGCUUUGGCAUCACACUCAGAAAUUUGCACUGGACUCUGUUCCACCAUAGCUUCCUCUGAAGGAAUGGCUGAAAAUGCUCCUCCGGCCGAGAAGAUAGAAUCAGCAGGGCGUGUCCAAGAAAUGUCCAUCAAUGGCCAAGAUCCACCAACAAGAUAUUGCUACAGAGAUGGAGUUGGUGUAGGCUCAGACAUACCAGUUAUGGAGAUUGGAGUUAUUGAUGUUGCUCUUCUUGCAUCUCCAUCUACCGCCAAACUUCAACUUCAAAACCUCCGUUCUGCUCUCAGCUCAUUUGGCUGUUUCAUGGCAAUAAAUCAUGGAAUGUCCGGUUCAUUUUUGGAGGAAGUGCGUUCGGUUAUAAAGCAAUUUUUUUCACUUCCAAUGGAAGAAAAGCUGAAAUAUGGGAAAGAAGGUGAAAGUAUUAAUGGUUAUGGGAAUGACACUAUUCUUUCAGAAGAUCAAAUACUCGACUGGAAUAACAGAUUAAUACUUGUACUAAACCCAGAACACCAAAGAAACCUCAAAUUCUGGCCUCAAAAUCCUCAUAAGUUUAGGGAAAUCUUGCUUGAAUACACCAGGGAAAUGCAGAUUUUAACUGAGGUUAUCCUUAAGGCCAUGGCGAUAUCAUUAAACUUGGAAGAUCGCAGUUUUUUGGACAAAUGCGGACAUGAAGCAUCACUACGCGCAAGAUUUAACUUUUUUCCUCCAUGUUCAAGGCACGAUCUAGUUCUUGGCCUGAAACCACAUUCGGAUUCAUCGGUAAUCACCAUUGUACUUCAAGAUAGUGCAGUGGAAGGGUUACAAUACCUGAAAGAUAAUCAAUGGUUCAAAGUUCCUAUCAUUCCUGAAGCUCUUCUCAUCAAUAUUGGGGAACAAGCUGAGAUAAUGAGCAAUGGAUUGUUCAAGAGCCCAAUACAUAGGGUGGUGAUAAACCCAGAAAGAGAGAGAUCCUCUCUGGGUGUGUUCUAUUACCCUGAUGUUGAAAAUUAUAUCGAACCCGUGGAGGGACUAGUCGACGAGACAAGGCCAAAACGAUACAAAAGGGUGAAAAAUUAUCUACCUAUUUUCGCUCAACAUUACCAGCAGGGAAAGAGACUAAUAGACGCACUCAAAAUUUAACUAUGAGGUUCUUGCAUACCUUGCGAUUGUUUUCUACUUUUGUAUGCUAGUAAAAACAUCAAAUCUUGAAGGUAACGAAUUGUGGUCA